Molecule: messenger RNA, 2028 nt
Organism: Ilex paraguariensis (yerba mate)
Lineage: Eukaryota; Viridiplantae; Streptophyta; Magnoliopsida; Aquifoliales; Aquifoliaceae
Source: the annotation of a GenBank genome assembly
CGUCCGUUCGUUCCCUCAGUCUCCCGUUUCUCUCUUGUUUCUUCCUCUUUUCGUUUUCAACUUGGUUUAAAAUUGCACUUCGGUACUCAUCCAAUCAGUUUUGUAUUGUUUUAAAGGUGAAAGAGGGAGCUUAGGAGAUUCAAUCAAAGAUGACCUACAAUGCAACAGGGUGUUGUAGAUGUGCAGUGCAGUGAGCAGUCAAAUAAGAAAGAAAGUUCAGAAAAAUGAACGCGAGAAUUUAGAUGGUUUGGUUCAUGGGGAUUUCUGUGGAAGGGUGCAAAGAUGAAGUAAAACACUGACAAUGAAUCAAACCAACAUUGCUGGAACGACAACUCUUGAGUUUGAGACACAUAGUACCGCAAUUCCAUAUGAAACCAGUGUUAAAUCUUGUUCAAGUGGUAGGAAUCGAUGGUUACAAUCAAUAAUGAAUGAUGGAGGUAAUAUCUACAACACACUCUCUUCUAGAACACAAAUGCAGAAAGUUCCUCAACUACUGCGAAUGAUCAAAGAUAACAGGAAAUAUUAUGAACCCACUGUGGUUUCAUUUGGUCCAUACCACCAUGGCAGAGCUGAGCUUGCACCAGUUGAAAAUUCUAAGGUCACAAUAGCGAGACAGUUUGUUCUAGGAAGUGGCAAACCAAUAGAGGACUUCUACGACAAGGUCGCGGAGUUGGUUGAUGAUGCUAGGAGCUGCUAUCUUGAAGGAUCAACCGAGGCUUUCAGUGAUCAGGAAUUUGCUCAGAUGAUGUUCCUCGAUGGUUGCUUUAAUCUGUAUGUGAUGGAAUGUGUUGCAUACAGCAAUGCGGAACAGGUUGAGAUGAUGAUUAGUCAUCUUGGUCUCUUUGCAUCAAGUCUAAUAGUGGCAGAAAUGUUCCUAUUGGAAAAUCAACUUCCAUUUUUUGUUCUAUGGAACUUGAUGAACAUAAAGUACCAAGGAGACGGAGGAGAAAAAAUGAUUAGUGUAUUCAUUAAUUAUUGCAUCUCAACCAUCCCACAAAGUCAGGUUAAGACCGAGAUAGCAAGAGGUGAAUUGAAGCAACCCCUUCAUCUCCUCGAACUCAUAAGGUCGAAACUGCUAUGCAAACAUGACAAUAGAUCGUCUGAGUUCAGCAUUCAAUCCGUCAUACCAAGGAGGAAAUAUCAUGGCACUCUGAAGGAUUAUUCUUAUUCUUUCCGUUCAGUCAUGGAACUCAAAGCUAAGGGAAUUUAUGUCAAGCCUAGCAACACUGGGUACUUCACAGACAUCAACUUCAAAUCAAACUACUUCUCUGGACAGCUUACACUUCCGCCGAUGAUCAUUUCCCCUUUUAGCAGGCCUUUGUUUGUUAACUUAAUUGCCUAUGAAAUGUGCCCAAAUACUCCCAAUGACCUGGGUGUGGCCUUUCAUAUCCAUUUUAUGAAGUCCCUCAUUGAUCACCCUGAUGAUGUAAAGGAGUUGCGAUCAAAGUGCAUAUUACACAACCUUGGCGGCAGUGAUGAGGAGGUAGCCAGAAUGUUCAAGGAGAUAGCAACUCCCCUGAUGUUGCACACUGGCACCUAUGAAGAUAUUAAGCAGUGCAUUCAAAAGCACUAUAAUAGCAAGAUGAGAACUUACACGGCUGAAGUAAUCCACAACCAUUUUAGUAAUCCCUGGACAGUUGUUGCUUUCCUGACUGCAAUUUUUCUCAUGGUCUUGAGUAUUAUCCAGGCUUACUUUACGUGGUCAGCCCGAGGCAUGAAUUCCAUUCCUCCUGGUUAUGUAAACAUUUCCAUUGGUAGCCAUGUUAAUGUGUCAACUUUUAACUUGUAUCAUGUGGACAUGGCCCUUGUUCACAUAUCUGAGCAAUAUAUUGCCAGCAGGGGUAGAGUUUUCGAACACAAACUGGGCAGCUCACAAUGCAAUAUAAGACCAGCCAUACUGCAUAGUGCUGAAAUUCAGAAUGGGGCCAGAGGAAGAAGAUGCACGUCUAAGCAUAGUCCUAUUGCAAAUGAGAUUAUGGAAGACUAAGUUCGAAAAGAUAAAACUAGGAUUCCAGUUCACUGGUAUUG